Molecule: messenger RNA, 1641 nt
Organism: Dovyalis caffra
Lineage: Eukaryota; Viridiplantae; Streptophyta; Magnoliopsida; Malpighiales; Salicaceae
Source: the annotation of a GenBank genome assembly
AUGGCUAUGGCUCCUACUGUGAAAGUAGUUCUUGGUUCAAUUGCUUUUGCAAUUUUCUGGGUACUGGCAGUUUUCCCUGCUGUCCCUUUUCUCCCAAUUGGAAGAACUGCAGGUUCCCUUCUGGGAGCUAUGCUGAUGGUCGUGUUUAGAGUCCUAACCCCAGAUCAAGCAUAUGCUGCAAUUGAUCUACCAAUUCUUGGACUUCUCUUUGGGACGAUGGUUGUCAGUGUUUAUCUUGAGAAAGCAGAUAUGUUCAAAUACUUAGGUCAGUUGCUCUCCUGGAAAAGCAAGGGAGCCAAGGACUUGCUUUGUCGAAUUUCCAUGAUUUCUGCCGUUUCAAGUGCUCUCUUCACUAAUGAUACGUCUUGUGUGGUUUUGACUGAAUUUGUAUUGAAAAUUGCAAGGCAGCAUAAUCUCCCACCCCAUCCAUUCCUACUUGCCCUUGCCUCAAGUGCAAAUAUCGGAUCUUCAGCCACUCCAAUUGGCAAUCCUCAAAACCUGGUUAUAGCUGUUCAGAGUAAGAUUGCUUUUGGGAGUUUUGUUUUGGGAAUCCUACCGGCGAUGCUCGUGGGAGUUGUUGUGAAUAUUCUAAUACUUAUGUGCAUGUACUGGAAGUUGUUAUCUUCUCCUCAGAAAGAUGAAGAAGAUGCAACUGCAGAGGUUGUUGCAGAUGACGAUGUCAUUUCUCAUCGUUUUUCACCUGCCACCAUGUCACAUUUCACAUCCUUAAACUCCCAAGAAUGGAAUUCUAGACUAGAAUCAGCUAACAUGCGAAAUUCUCCCGAUAUGAAUGGUCAUGUAAACCAUGUUGAGACUCUUAGAAACCGAAUAAAUUCAAGCGAGAGCGAAAUCUGCAGUGCCACUUCUGGUGUAUUUGAGUCUGCAAGGGAUUCAAGUGCAUCAAAAGAGGUAACAAAUGAUGCUUCUUUGCAGAAAGGAGAGGAAACUGUUUCUUCAGCGUGGGUGGAGUCAAUGGAUAGAUCAAGAGAUUUAUCAUCAAUACAGUUGCCAGAAGGAGACUUUGCCACAAAAUGGAAAAGGAUGCUGUGGAAAUCGUGCGUUUACCUUGUUACCGUAGGCAUGUUGAUUGCGAUGCUUAUGGGCCUGAAUAUGUCAUGGACUGCACUUACUGCUGCUCUUGCUCUUGUGGUUCUUGAUUUCAAAGACGCUCGGCCAUGCCUUGAGAAGGUCUCGUAUUCCCUUUUAAUUUUCUUUUGUGGGAUGUUCAUCACGGUUGAUGGCUUUAACAAAACUGGAAUUCCAAGUGCUUUCUGGGACUUCAUGGAGCCUUAUGCUCACAUAGAUCAUGCUGCUGGAAUAGUAAUCCUAGCCCUUGUCAUACUUGUGCUGUCCAAUUUGGCUUCAAAUGUACCAACUGUUCUCUUGCUCGGAGGACGGGUAGCAGCAUCAGCCGCCGUAAUUUCGGCAGCUGAAGAGAAGAAGGCCUGGCUCAUCUUAGCUUGGGUGAGCACAGUAGCCGGGAACCUUUCACUGUUGGGAUCAGCUGCCAACCUGAUAGUCUGUGAGCAAGCUCGUCGAGCCCCACUCUUCGGUUACAACUUAUCUUUUUGGAAGCAUCUUAAAUUCGGAGCUCCAUCCACCAUUAUAAUUACUGCCAUUGGUUUAGUACUUAUUAGAUAG